CGGACAUUUGACGUACGUAUCGUCUCUACAGACAACAUUACAUUUUCUUUCCUAGAAACGGUAACCCUUGCACCAAGAUGAACUACGAGAGAUUUCAGAACCAAGCCAGUAUAGUGAGGAAGUCAUCACCACUUAGGGAUCUUCCUGGGAAGCUCUCAGCCAGACCGAAUGCCAUUAGCAUGGCAGGAGGUUUACCAGAUCCAGAAGCAUGCCCAUUCAUUGAGGCGACCGUGAAACUGCGGGAUGGUUCUGAGCUACAGAUUGACCCAGGAGACAUGGCAUUGUGUAUGCAGUACUCUCAUACAGAGGGUUUUCCUGAUCUGCGUCAAUGGUUUAAGGAACUACAGCGGAGGGUACAUAAUCCCCCUGCCCUGGGGGACUCCAAUCACCCUGGUCAGACCGACGUCAUACUCAUGAACGGUAGCCAGGAUGCUUUAUGUAAGUCGUUGGAGGCUAUGACAUCCCCUGGAGAUAAUAUUCUAAUAGAAAACCCAGCGUACCCUAGCCCAGGCAUUAUUUUAAAACCAAGAGGCUGUAAUAUGAUACCCGUCGAUUCGGACGCCGGUGGUAUGGAUCCGGAUAAUCUACGUCACGUCCUGUCCCGAUGGAGCCCAGAAGAUGCCAAGGAUCCUAGCAGCGAUAUUCCUAAAUUACUGUACUGUGUUCCAACUGGAGGGAACCCAACAGGAUCCGGUUUGACACUGGAGCGGAAACAAGAGAUCUACCGACUGGCCCAGGAGUACGACCUUAUGAUACUGGAGGACGACCCGUACUACUACAUACAGUUCACUGAGCCGUUAGUUCCAAGUUUCCUCUCGCUGGACGUUGACGGGAGAGUGAUGAGGUUUGACUCAAUGUCGAAACUCAUUUCACCAGGGGCGAGGCUCGGAUUGCUGACGGGGCCACAACCCAUGAUACAGAAAAUCGUAAAAAUCAUCAUGUGCUCAAGCAUUCACGUGAGCGGUAUCUCUCAAAUGUUCGUCCUAUCCCUUCUAAAGAAAUGGGGUCAUGAUGAGUUUCUGGCUCGUGCUAAAGAGACUAGUAACCUAUAUCUUAAAAGAAGUCAACUGUGCGUUAAGUAUUUGAAGAAGCAUCUUACAGGUCUUGCGGAAUGGACGAGACCCACUGGGGGAAUGUUCAUCUGGAUAAAAAUCCCCGCCGUCACAAAUACAAAUGAGUUGAUCUUAAGGACUUACCUAAAGGAUGCCCUCUUUGUCGCCGGAAGCGCUUUCCUUAACGACAGCAGCGCCCCCUCUCAGUAUAUAAGAGCUUCUUUUUCUCUUGCCACUUCUGAGCAAAUGGAUCAAGCUUUAUCAGCUUUGGCAGAAUCUUUAAAGGAGAUUUUAUCUAAGAAGACAUAACUGACAAGAAGAAGAUUACGUUAUUUAUGGUCAGGAAAUAAUGACCCAUGGUCGUCUAAAACUAAGGAAGAAUUAACGAAGGCCGAUUUAAAGAAUCUCCAAGAUGUCUAUACAUCUCCGGCUGUCAGAAUACCUAGUUUGAUAUAUUAUUAAGCAGAAUCUAGUAAAAUGUUGUUUCUUUGCGCUACAGAGGCGACCAAAGUGGAUAUUCAUGGCUGUAAUGUCUCCUCCGCACGUAUCACAUAUAAUGAAAAAAAUGCUCAUAGCAAGAAUGCUUCAUACCUUUCUUGUGCUUUCUCGAUGGUUUUCAGGUUUCAGAUAUACUGACUGCUUUGCUGAAUACCACAUCAUUAAUUUUAACAAAAUUUAAAAGAAGGGAUUUUAC
Messenger RNA from Pecten maximus, 1746 nucleotides. Its product is annotated as kynurenine/alpha-aminoadipate aminotransferase, mitochondrial-like. Gene Ontology annotation, molecular function: L-kynurenine:2-oxoglutarate transaminase activity; pyridoxal phosphate binding. Bases 78 to 1361 code for a protein of 427 amino acids. The record is from RefSeq and is a predicted model, not a curated record. Lineage: Eukaryota; Metazoa; Mollusca; Bivalvia; Pectinida; Pectinidae. The transcript is spliced from 12 exons. Gene Ontology annotation, biological process: biosynthetic process.